This is a messenger RNA of Etheostoma cragini (Arkansas darter), 2248 nucleotides long. RefSeq names its product zinc finger protein with KRAB and SCAN domains 8. The transcript is spliced from 2 exons. Gene Ontology annotation, biological process: regulation of transcription by RNA polymerase II. Bases 526 to 2178 code for a protein of 550 amino acids. Lineage: Eukaryota; Metazoa; Chordata; Actinopteri; Perciformes; Percidae. The record is from RefSeq and is a predicted model, not a curated record. Gene Ontology annotation, molecular function: DNA-binding transcription factor activity; RNA polymerase II cis-regulatory region sequence-specific DNA binding.
UGACGUCAUUCCUGUGCGACAGGCCUCUCAGUACAGUCAGUGCAGUAGUGCAGAAAAAAAACAAAAAGCUGAAAUGGGUGAGUCGCAGCUUAGGGCCAUUGUAUCAAAGUGUUUAAACAGUAACUCGCUGGCUUGAAUAACGCCGUUUAAGACCCUCGGCACGUCUCUCCUGCAGAGUCACAGUGGCUGCAAGAGCACGGCUUUUACCGAGCGGCGCUGUUAGUUUGAAAGCUAACGUUAGCAGGCAAAUGUUAGCUAGCGGAGCCAGGCCCAGCACAGAGCCGCAUAUCACAGUUGACUACAUUGUUUUUGCCAGCGACGCCAGAUAAACAGCUAGCUAAUGGGGCAGAUGUAAAUGGUGCCAGUUCACUCAUUGCUCUGACAAAUAACAGCAACACAACUAGCAUAAUUAAUCCUGUUCUGUUAGAAGUUUUGACAGUUUUUUUAUUCUCAUAGUUAGCAUAGCCUGUAAACGUUGGCCAACGUUAGCUAACUGAAUUAAAGCUAGAUAACUGCAUUACAAUAAUGACUUCCAGGCGGACAGGCUAUGCUGGCAGCAUGGAUUCCUCUCCCUCAAAUAGCAGCAACAGCUCAGUCCACAGUGGAAAUCGUAAGCAAAGUAUAAUCAACAUUCCCGAAAGGACCGGGGUAGAGUCCUGUUAUGAUCGGAAAGCGGACAAGGCUGCAUACGGAGCUCCGCAGGGCAGCGUGACCGUAACGUCGCUGAAAUCCCGUCUCGCCCCGACCAUCCAAAGUGCCAUGUCCGCCGCUGUUGACACUCUUCUGGGCGAAGUGGUACUUGUGCUCAAUGAGACUCAACAAGAGUUGCUACAUAAGGAACAAGAGAAUGAAAGACUCAAAGUGCGUCUGGAAGUGUCAGAGCGGGAGUUGAAGACUUUACAGGAGUGUCUGUGUAGUGCUCAGAAGCUCAUAGACCAGCUUCAGAUCUCAUACACGGGCUCUCAGUCCGUUUUCGCCCCAUCGUUGUCUUCCAUGGCUUCGAUGACUUCAGGCAUGGACCGGGACCACCAGAACGCCCGGAAUGUAAAUGGAGCCGGUGUUGACAUGGGUCUCGGGGGCUCUGUGGAGGAUUCGCUUCAUGGGUUUGAGCCCAGAGAUGAUUACAAAAUGUGCCAGCUUUCAAUCCAACCAGAUGGCUCUGUGACUAACCAUGCUCUGGAAUCCUUUGCUUCCAACGCAUCUCAUAUGUGCUCAGAUUCCAGCAGACCAGAUGAGAGGCAGUCCCAGGGACCAGGUGGAGCAUCCAGGUUUGAGAUUAAACAAGAGCAGGGUCCCAAUUCAGGCUCUGGCCAGACCAGCAGGAAGGAGCCCGGGAUACGUGAUGACAACAGAGUCGAUGAUGGCGACCUUGGCUACGUUGAAGUCGGAGGGGAGGGAGGUUCCCAGCGUUCCUUUACUCACCCCCUGCGUCACCAAAGACCUGCGCGAGAAUGCGGUGGUGCGUUGCAACAGGGCGGACUGGAUGAACAGAAACAGUUGGCUAGGACUGCUGUAGGCGGGAGAGUAGACAGUGCUUCACCGGGCAGAGCGGAGGACUCUGCAGGACCUUCGGUCUCUGAUACCGUAGGGGAGCCCUCUGGAGAUCGGCCUCACCAUUGCUUGGAGUGUGGAAAGACCUUCCGUCUGAUCUCCAGCUUGAAGAAGCACAUCCGCAUCCACACCGGAGAGAAGCCCUAUCCGUGUGGAGUCUGUGGUCGUCGCUUCCGCGAGUCCGGCGCGCUUAAAACCCACCUGCGCAUACACACAGGUGAGAAGCCGUACUCUUGCUCCGAGUGUGGGAACUGCUUCCGACACCUGGACGGUUUGCGCAAACACAGGCGCACACACACCGGGGAGAAACCGUACGUGUGUGCCAUCUGUGGGAAGCGCCUGAGCCGCCUGCAGCACCUCAAACACCACCAGCUCAUCCACACCGGAGAGAGGCCGUGCUGCUGCCCCUUCUGCAACCGCAGCUUCAAGGAGCCCGCCGCGCUGCGGAAACACAUCCGCACGCACCGGGAGGAAGGCGGUCACAUGGGGGUCGGUGCCAGCGAUGACACGGACCCGGACGCCAUGGAUGACAUUAACAACCUCCACCCAGCAGCUCCAUCCCCUCAGAUGAGGUUUGGGGAGUGGGGAGCAGAGGAGGACGACAGCUCGGUUGUGGACUGUGUGUAGGGCAUGAUUAAAGGAGGAACUGUUUGUUGGUAUUCACACCACAAAACCUCCUCCGGUUAAAAAAGAAAAU